Molecule: messenger RNA, 990 nt
Organism: Amaranthus tricolor (Joseph's coat)
Lineage: Eukaryota; Viridiplantae; Streptophyta; Magnoliopsida; Caryophyllales; Amaranthaceae
Exons: 3
Coding region: 1-990 (329 amino acids)
Source: RefSeq, a predicted model, not a curated record
AUGAGAUUUGGGUCUGCUGCCCGAUUCUGCUGCACAGCGAGGAAGAAAAAGGGAAAGACGAUUUUGAAUCGAGAGGAAGAGGAUGAAGGUUCUGCUUGCGAAAAUCAAAGGAAGAAUGCAAAAGAAGCCAUAGAAAGUGCACCAUACAACGCAAAAUAUAUUUCAUUUCUAAUCCAAAAAGAGAUUAUCCAUAUUCUUUCAACCAAAGUUCGUGACUAUAUUCGAGAGGAAAUUAGAGACUUUAAGUACUGCAUUAUGGUUGAUGAGGCUCGUGAUGAAUCUAAAAAGGAGCAAAUGGCUAUAAUUUUGAGGUUUGUUGACAAAUAUGGAUUGAUUAAAGAGCGAUUUUUUGAUCCAAUACAUGUCGUUGAUACCUCAACAUCUACACUUAAAAAAGAGGUAUGUUCCGUACUUUCUCGUCAUAAUUUAAAUGUUGAAAACAUUCAUGGGCAAGGUUAUGGUGGUGCUAGUAACAUGAGAGGACUCAAUCAAAUUGGCACAUUAAAACGAGUUGGGGAUACACGUUGGAGCUCUCAUCUUCCGUCAAUUCGUAGCUUGAUCACUAUGUUUAACUCAUCUAAUUCUGUACUGGAGAACAUUUCGUUUGAUAAAACUUGCAAGUUUUCUCAACGUGGAGAUGCUGACGCUGCACUGAAUCUCUUAAUUUUCUAUGAUUUUGUGUUUAUUGUACAUUUGAUGAUAAAAAUAUUACAAAAUGCCAAUACUCUUUGCCAAGCUUUACAACAAAAAUCUCAGAAUAUCGUUAGCGCACUCAAGUUGGUAUCCAUAAUUAAAAGGGUUCUUCAAACAUAUAGGGAAGAUGUGUGGCAUACUUUUAUUGAAAAAGUAAAACUUUUUUGUGAACAAUAUGAUAUUUUGAUACCUAACAUGGAUGCUCUUAUGCGGCUUGUAAAGGUCGAGCACGACACCAAGCGAACCAAGUCACAAUUGGACAUUACUAUCGUGUUGAGAUAUUCUAUGUUACCAUAG